This is a messenger RNA of Homarus americanus (American lobster), 542 nucleotides long. RefSeq lists its product as uncharacterized. The transcript has 3 exons. Lineage: Eukaryota; Metazoa; Arthropoda; Malacostraca; Decapoda; Nephropidae. The record is from RefSeq and is a predicted model, not a curated record. Bases 64 to 411 code for a protein of 115 amino acids.
AACAGCACCAGCCCACCAACCACGUACUCCUCGCUACACUGUCGCCUCUCAGUACCUCAAAUAAUGGCCUUCAAGGGAAUAUUCAGUGUGGUGGUGUUGGCUGCGGUGAUGGUGACGAGUCACGCGGCAGAACAACAACAGAAGUCCGUGAAGGAGGAGGACCCUAGAUUCUUCCUCACUACUACCGGCACCAACCAGUCCGUCACUAUAGGCAACGAAACCAUUGUCUUCUUCGGCCUCCUCAUCCUGGGUCUAAUCGUGGCAGCCAUAGUCAUCCCCUUGGUGUUGACAACCACCGAGGCUUCCGGGGGUUAUUCUGCGCCAGCGACCUACAGUGCUCCCCACGCCCACGAGGAGAGUUCUUACGCCGUCCAACGCUCUCUAGAGAACGCCGCUAAGAAGUUCCAGUAGUCACCCCAGCCAGCUCCUGCACACGAUCAAGUGAUCAUCAAGCAACACCUCUGCUGGCUACUUUACCAUCAUCAUCCCUUACUUACAAACUCUGUGAUUAUUUAAAUAUAAACUAUAUUCCUUGACCCUCA